UUGGAAGAAGAUAAUCGAAACAAUCGAUAGUUUUUUUGGUUCCCAACCACGCGGGCGAUGAAAGAAAAACAUCAAUUUGGGAAAAUUGGGAAGAAAAGUGAGUUUUAGCGGUGAAAAUUGUGUAUCGGGAGAGGAUGGGUAAGACGCGGAAGAACCGGGUGCGGAAUGGGAAGGUGAAUCCCAUUUCUCUGCCUGGUGGCAAUGAUGCAAUUGAGGAGGAUUUGGGGACCAACGCGAAGACUGAGGGUCCUGUUCAGGUGAUUCUGGAACAAUUGCAAUCCCCCAGUGUGGAGGAGAAACUCAGUGGGCUGCAAAUGCUUUCGACAAUCUGUCAGAGUCAGCAGAACCUCAUUGACAUCCUCGAGAGUGAUUUGAUACGCGUGGCAGCACCUCUUCUCGUGGACACAACCUCAUCGGCUCUCCGGCAGGCAGCAGCUGGUUCUUUCCGGAAUUUAUCUGUCUGCGGCGUGGAAAUGUGUGAGGUGCUCGUGGAGCAGGAUGUGCUGACGCCACUGCUGCAGCUCUUCAAAAUCUACGCUGAAAAACUCGACUGGACCCCCACGUUUGAUCCACAGUUCGACAAUCAACUCGACGAGGUCUCCGACACUUUCCUGCAUGCCGUGAAUUUGCUGUGGAACCUCUGUGAGAGCACAUCUGUCGCCGUGGACACAUUCAAUCAGGCCCAGUUGCUGGAGAGCUUCAUGCGCUGCCUGAAUUUUGACGUGUUCGGCAUGGAUAUUGCCAUAGCUGUGUGCCAAUGCUUGCUAAUCAUAUCAGAGGAUAAUCCCAGUUCGUGGGCUGUUUUGAGUGCAUGCGGAAGUGCCUUUGGGAGCCUCCUCACCCUCGAAGGGGGCUUCCCUGAGUGUCUCCUGCGAACUCUUGCCGCAGGAAUUAUGGCAAAUGUGCCAGCUCUGUCUGAACCGUACCUCCAGCAAAUUCUCACAUCUCUCUCAAAGACUCUCGAUGAGAAUCAUCGGGCAGUUUUGGGGGAUUUAACCAGUGACCUACCGCUGUUGCAGAAAGAGGAAGUUCCGGAGUUGGAAGUUGCCGAAGAGAGUCGUCGAAUGGAGUUGGAUGAGACUGAUGAUGCAGCUGCACGACGACGACGUAAAGCUGACCUUCCAACACCGCUUGAGACCAAAGUUAAGCACGUGGGGUGGCUUCUGGAGGCACAACGCGUAGCCGGAGAAACCCUGACAAAUCUCUCCUCAUCCGAUGAUGAUGGCAAUUCCGAUGACUACGUGGAAGAUUCCGAAGAUGAGAGCAUCAAUGAUGGUGAUACGUCGUCUUCGGGGAAUCUCCAGAUGUGCGAUAAGCUCCCCGUGGAGAUUCUAGAGGGUAUAAAGUCUCUCAAUAUUAUCGAGAAGCUCUGGCAGAGAGCUCAACCUGUCCCCGAGAAUGUCUUCCUCAUUCUCAAGGAGUGCGAGAGGAGUCUUGCGAAGAAAUUGAAAACUCUGCGGAUCUCUGCUCUUCUCUGCCUCCAGAAUCUAUGCAAUACAAUGUCUACGGAGGAUUUGGGUGGUGCUGGGGCAAUUUACAGUGUCUGGCUGGAUUUGGGACAACAAGUCUUCCAAGGGGACAACGAUGCACAUCUUCUGGAAGCCUCAACGGCACUCAUGAGGGCAUCAUUGGAGCACCUUCGCAACUGUCCGGAACUCUUUGAGAAAAUGACUGAGAGUGAUUUGCAAUUGAUGCUCAAUGGUGUUGAGAGUUGCUCAGAAGCUGAGAUUCGGGCAAAUUGGCUGAGAAUGCUGGGAAUUCUCGGAUGUUUGCUGCCAGAGAAUCUCGUGAAGAUCAUCAUUACGUUCAUUCUGGAGACUAGCAUCAAAGAGACGGACGCAUGGGCUAUUUCAGAAGCCAUGGACUCACUUAUGGACAUGUUCUCGGACAAUGAUUGGCUCCAAAUUGUUUAUGAAGUCAAUCUUGUGCAGAAAUCUCGUGAACUUGAGAGAUCUCUCAAGGCUAAGCUUCGGCAGCAGAAACGAGAUUUGGGCGAUAGAUACCCAGCUGUAGCCACUGUCCGGACAAACCUGGUGCGAUUCACAAAAUACAUCGAAGCAGGAUUGAAGAAAUACAAGCCACAGACUUCCUGAAAAGCACGCAAAGGUGCAAUUUACUUUAGCAAUUUUUUUUUGUAUAUUAAUUACAACAUUUUAAUUAAUUAAUUAAUGUUUAGAGAUAGAGAAUGUGUGUUGAUUUUUAAAUACUUUAUAAAGAUAUAAUUAUGUAUUUUCUAUAAAGCCCCAGCUCUAUCCCACAACCAGCUCGUGGCUGUGCUGGGAUCCUCGUGAAGCAUGAUCAUGAAUAAAGAAUAAUUAUAAAUAUAUUAAACAA
Lutzomyia longipalpis is the source of this 2334-nucleotide messenger RNA. Its product is annotated as HEAT repeat-containing protein 3. Lineage: Eukaryota; Metazoa; Arthropoda; Insecta; Diptera; Psychodidae. Bases 135 to 2093 code for a protein of 652 amino acids. The transcript is spliced from 2 exons. The record is from RefSeq and is a predicted model, not a curated record. Gene Ontology annotation, biological process: protein import into nucleus; ribosomal large subunit biogenesis.